Molecule: messenger RNA, 1947 nt
Organism: Hippocampus zosterae (dwarf seahorse)
Lineage: Eukaryota; Metazoa; Chordata; Actinopteri; Syngnathiformes; Syngnathidae
Gene: pbx2
Product: pre-B-cell leukemia homeobox 2
Exons: 8
Coding region: 102-1310 (402 amino acids)
Biological process (GO): regulation of transcription by RNA polymerase II; animal organ morphogenesis; brain development
Cellular component (GO): nucleus
Molecular function (GO): DNA-binding transcription factor activity, RNA polymerase II-specific; RNA polymerase II cis-regulatory region sequence-specific DNA binding
Source: RefSeq, a predicted model, not a curated record
CCGCCUGGUGGAGUGCGGGUGCGACGGCGCGGUGGCGCUGGUGCGCUCAGUCGGCCAGCAGCAGCAGUCGAGGUCGCCGCCACUGCGCGUCGCUCGACGAAAUGUUGCAGCAGCAGCCGCAGCAGCCUUUGACGGCCAACGGGGCCUCCAACGGCCGGGGCCUCCCCAUGAGCGGCCACCCCGGGAUGGCUCACCGAGCCCCUGCGCCGCCUCCGCCGCACCACCGCCCCGCCGACGAGCCGCCGGCGGGCCUGGAGAACGGCGCCGAGAACGGACACGAAGUCCGCCGGGACAUCGGCGACAUCCUGCACCAGAUUAUGACUAUCACCGACCAAAGUCUGGACGAGGCGCAGGCAAAGAAACAUGCGCUCAACUGUCACAGAAUGAAGCCCGCUCUGUUCAGUGUGCUGUGUGAAAUUAAAGAAAAGACAGGCCUGUCCAUGAGGAACAACCAAGAGGAGGAGCCUCAGGACCCCCAGCUGGUGCGUCUGGACAACAUGCUGCUGGCCGAGGGCGUGGCCGGUCCCGAGAAGGGCGGCGGGGCGGCCGCGGCCGUUUCGGCGGCCACCAGCUCGGGCGGCAUGUCGCCAGACAGCUCCCUGGAGCACUCGGACUACAAAAGCAAGCUGGGCCAGAUACGCGGCAUCUACCACACCGAGCUGGAGAAAUACGAGCAGGCGUGCACGGAGUUCACCACCCACGUGAUGAACCUGCUGCGGGAGCAGUCGCGCACGCGGCCCGUCACGCCGCGCGAGAUCGAGCGCAUGGUCGGCAUCAUCCACCGCAAGUUCAGCUCCAUCCAGACGCAGCUCAAGCAGAGCACCUGCGAGGCCGUCAUGAUCCUCAGGUCGCGCUUCCUGGAUGCCAGGCGUAAGAGGCGAAACUUCAGCAAGCAGGCUACCGAGGUGCUCAACGAGUACUUCUACUCGCACCUCUCCAACCCGUACCCGAGCGAAGAAGCCAAAGAAGAACUCGCCAAACAGUGCGGGAUCACCGUCUCUCAGGUCUCCAACUGGUUCGGCAACAAGAGAAUCCGCUACAAGAAAAACAUUGGCAAGUUCCAAGAGGAGGCCAACCUGUACGCCAUGAAAAACGCUUUGGGAGCGAGACAGGGCGACGACUCGCCACACACGCCCAACUCAACAGGGUCGGGGUCCUUCUCCGCCGACCUGUUCCUCGGGGUCCCGCCUGUCAACGGGGAGGCCGCCUACCAAAUGGGGGUGCAGGCCAACGGGAGCUGGCAGGCUCGAAGCUCGCCCCCGCCAGGGACCUCCCCACCCCACAGCGACCAGUCAGACAACUCGGACUGAUCAACCCCAGCCCCAACACACAAUAGCACCCCCACCACCCCCCCUCCCCUCCUCUGCCACCAUUGCCAGACAAAAAGAUUGAGGAGUGACAAAGACAGAACGAAUGACAUCACACUCACUGCCCCACUCAGUCGCGCUUCUUUUCAUUUUCCCUUCUUGGCUUUUGUGCUUUUUUUUUUUCUUCCUGUUUUUUGAGUGGAGGUGGAAGUUUGUGUCGUGUGCAUGCAGGGUGUGAUUUCUUAUUAAUAUCGCCAUCAGGGGUUGUCAUUUUUCCACUAACAUUUUAAGUGUGUGCGCGUGUAUGUACCGAUUGCAUUCUUCUGGUUUGAAGCACACGAAAAGUUCAACAUAGACUAGAGUACUGACAAUGUUGCUGUUGGAUGACUUGAAGAGAGCGAAUGAGGGCAAUAGAGAAAAUCCAAAGACUUUGUAUGUUGUUUAUCUUUUUUUUUUUCAGAUUUUGUUGGGGUUUUUUUUUUAACAGGCUUAUGUGUGUAUGAAAUUUAUUUUUGGGGUUUCUGCUUUUGUUGUUUUUAUAACAGGCUUGUGUGUGAAUGAUAACCGUUGUCCUUUUUUCUGUACAGUGAAACACCUGUAUUCUCUCUACCUCUUUUACAAUAAAUAUGUGUAUUCACAA